AUGUACGCCGUAUUAAAAAACUUAGUGUUGCCUGGUGAAAUUAAAACUCAAAAAUUUGAGACAGUCAUCUCAAAAUUAAAAGAGUACUAUUGUCCAAAACAGUUAGUAAUUUCAGAACGAUACAAGUUUAACUCGAGGAAGCAGAAAGAAGGUGAAUCAGUCAACGAUUUUAUCAUCGAAUUGCGUCGUUUUGCCUCAAGCUGUAAGUUAGAUGAAUUUUUAGAUCAAGCUUUAAGAGAUCGGUUGGUUGCCGGUUUAAGUGAUGACAUAAUGGUACGUAAACUAUUAGCCGAACCUAGUGCACUAUCGUUCGAUUCUGCGUGCAAAACUGUUAUGGAUAUGGAUACUGUAAGAAAAAAUACAGCCAUCAUGCAUGAGCGUGUUAAGGCAGAGACCUUGUCUAUUCGUCAAAAAUUCAAAAAUCAGUCAUCCAAAUUACAAUCUCAAAAACACGAAGAUGUAUCGUCAAAAGUCAUUCAAAAAAAGAAGUAUGUUGGUGAGCGAAACUCCAGUCAUGGAAAUGCUUGUGGUCGGUGUGGUCGAAAAUCUCAUUCAAAGUCAGAGUGUCCAGCCAAGGAUUGGGUUUGUUUCAACUGUUCAAAAAAGGGACACACUUCUCAUAUGUGUAGAAAUAAUAAAAAGUCUGUGAAUAAUUUAGAAAUUAAUAACGUUUUUAGUAACGCCCUUAAAAUGACUGUUUGUAUUAAUGAUAACACAUUUUUAGAUUUUGAGGUGGAUUCAGGCGCAGCUGUCACUCUGUUACCAAUUAAUGUCUAUAAUGCAGAGUUUUUUGGUUUUUUACUUCAGCCAAGUGAAGUUAGGAGUCAGAUUGUGAGUACUAAACAAGUGGAAGUUUUGAUUGUGAAUGAUCGGUCAGUGGAAAAGUUUAAAGUUAAAUAUCUUAAAGUAUUUUCUAAUAAUGUGGAGCCAAUAAGAGUGUUUGAGGCUACUAUUGUGCUAAAAGAAAAUGUGGUACCAGUGUUCCAUAGAGCGUAUGAUGUUCGCUAUGCGAUUAGAGAUCAGGUUAUUAAAGAGUUAAACGCUUUAGAAAGCCAAGCUAUCAUCACAAAAGUGUCACAUAGUCAAUGGGCAUCUCCAAUUGUGUGUGUUCCACGUAAGAAUGGUAAAAUCCGGUUAUGUGUUGAUUUUUUCAUUGAAAAUGUUCAAAAUAUGAAUGAUCUAACUUCAAACAUAAUUUUGAAUGAUAUACCUAUGCAAGGAGGUGGUGCUGGUCGAGCAGCUUUUGCAACUCGAGAACUAUACAAAAACUUUUUUAAUUCCUCAGCUGGUUCAUUGCCGUGGCAAAAUGGAAAAAUUUAA
This is a messenger RNA of Macrosiphum euphorbiae (potato aphid), 1320 nucleotides long. The record is from the annotation of a GenBank genome assembly. Lineage: Eukaryota; Metazoa; Arthropoda; Insecta; Hemiptera; Aphididae.